Messenger RNA from Peronospora farinosa, 1182 nucleotides. Lineage: Eukaryota; Oomycota; Peronosporomycetes; Peronosporales; Peronosporaceae. The record is from the annotation of a GenBank genome assembly.
AUGCCACUAUAUCGUCGUGGCCCAGGCUUGGGCUUCUCAGGACCUGCAGGACUUGAAUGGCCACACUCGUACGAAUCAUCAUCAGACAACAUUGCAACCUCUAUGGAAUUGGAUCUCCGUCUUUUUUCCUCGUACUUUGUCGUGGCUGAGUCGCUGGCGACCUUUUUGGGCUAUCGCAUCGCACAGCAUUGUAUUCGUGGCUGUCCGGUGUAUUUCCUAUCACCGUCGCAGCGUAUGUGGAUUGGUUUUUUCUACUGUUGGCUCAAGAUUCGAUUGAUUGACUAUGCUUUUCACGGCACCGCGUACUACACCAUGUCCCUUUGUAUCAUGGUCGUGUACUUUGUCUAUGCAUUGCUGGCCUUUGGCUUUCACUUUGGUCCGCUACAAUUUCUCUUUUUCGACUACAUCCCUAGGAGCAAGAUGACGCAGAGUUUACUCUACAAGUUGGCGAUCUUGUGCAAAAAAGUCUCGGCUCGUAUCGAGUUUUACGUGUUGCAGCAGCUUAUUUGCUCCCCGCCGAUAGAGACACGCAACAGAGAUGCAAUGACGUCGUCUUUAAUCACCACGAAUCCAUUGGAACAUCUCGACACUGUGGCCUCACCACAACGAAUCGAUGGUAAAUCUCGGGUCACAUCCUUUUUUGGGCGAGAGGUGGAUGUCAGCAUUAAACUUUGGAACAGUUCCAUGUGUCAGCAGUGGGCCAUAGCAUUAAGUUCUGCUGCUCGCUCUAAUGCUUCACGAGUUCGUGUAAAAGAUGCAGGCGUUGUCGCACUUGCUGACAACGUCUUUGAAUGCCGGUUCAUGUUUGUCAUGCAGCAUGACGGCCUGUUGCUAGGCUUCUUUAUGACGGCUCCAACGGCGACGCUGAUGGCGAAGUUCAGGGACGGAAAGGCUGUGCCAUUCGAGCUGCUGCAGCGAUUUAACUGUUCCCGCUCGGCGAUAGCAACCGCCCAGCCACUGUUUUUGUAUGCGGAAAGUCCGAGAUUGGUGGGACGAGCAACACCAGCUCAAAAGAAUGCCGUUUACGCGCUACUGUUGCAGCUCAACAGCGCUCAUGGCAACACGGCCGAUGUGCCUCUUCGCGCUCUACGCGGCAAAAACUUCGUGGAUGCUGGUGUCGGCCAGGUGGUGAAGAAGAAGGCACGCCAAACGGGCACGUUCAGCAACCUGGAUCGAUGCUAA